Limanda limanda (common dab) is the source of this 1038-nucleotide messenger RNA. It is a transcript of the gene elovl6, whose product is annotated as ELOVL fatty acid elongase 6. NCBI's taxonomy places the organism in Eukaryota, Metazoa, Chordata, Actinopteri, Pleuronectiformes, Pleuronectidae. The record is from RefSeq and is a predicted model, not a curated record. Gene Ontology annotation, biological process: sphingolipid biosynthetic process; fatty acid elongation, saturated fatty acid; fatty acid elongation, polyunsaturated fatty acid. Gene Ontology annotation, molecular function: fatty acid elongase activity. Bases 134 to 943 code for a protein of 269 amino acids. The transcript has 4 exons. Gene Ontology annotation, cellular component: endoplasmic reticulum membrane; endoplasmic reticulum.
AUCCGCCAGGUCCCGGCCACUUCGCGAGCGAUGCGUGCUAGCUAACACACGAAAAUCAGUUCGAACCCGGAAGCAACCGGAGCCACGGUAACGUCCGGUCUACGAGCAGCAGCGGAGAGAGAGAGGAAGCAGCAUGUCGGUGCUGGCUCUGCAAGAGUAUGAGUUCGAGAGGCAGUUCAACGAGGAGGAGGCGAUCCGCUGGAUGCAGGAGAACUGGAAGAAGUCCUUUCUCUUCUCUGCCCUCUACGCGGCCUGUAUCCUCGGCGGCCGUCAUGUCAUGAAGCAGAGGGAGAAGUUUGAGCUGAGGAAACCUCUGGUGCUGUGGUCGCUCACGCUCGCUCUCUUCAGUAUAUUCGGUGCCAUCCGCACUGGGAGCUACAUGACGUACGUCCUGAUGACAAAAGGCCUCAAAACGUCAGUUUGUGAUCAGGGCUUUUACAACGGACCCGUCAGCAAGUUCUGGGCGUACGCCUUCGUCCUCAGCAAAGCACCAGAGCUGGGUGACACUCUCUUCAUCGUCCUGAGGAAGCAGAAGCUCAUCUUCCUCCACUGGUACCACCACAUCACCGUGCUGCUGUACUCCUGGUACUCCUACAAAGACAUGGUGGCCGGCGGCGGCUGGUUCAUGACCAUGAACUACUUGGUCCACGCCGUCAUGUACUCUUACUACGCCUUGCGGGCGGCCGGCUUCAAGGUGUCGCGCAACUUCGCCAUGUUCAUCACGCUGACCCAGAUCACCCAGAUGGUCAUGGGCUGCGUGGUCAACUACCUGGUGUACUCGUGGAUGCAGCAGGGGCAGGAGUGUCCGUCCCACAUGCAGAACAUUGUGUGGUCCUCGCUCAUGUACCUCAGCUACUGUGUGCUCUUCAUCCAGUUCUUCUUCGAGGCCUACAUCACCAAGUCCAGAGCCUCGGCUGCCGCCAUCGCCAGGAAGAGGGAGUAAAAGAAAAAAUGCCAUAAGUACGGGAAGACGGGAGAUAAUGACGAAAGAGGGAGUUUGAAACGGAGAGAGCAGGGACAAGUGGUGGUGGUGGUGGU